AAAAAAAAAAAAGUUUUUGUCUUACCAAUAAGACAUGUUUGGAUGACAUUUUUCCUCCAAAGGACAAAAAUGAUAAAAUUUAUAGUUCAUUGAGUGGUUAUCCACGCCCCAAAAAUUCACCAAAUAGUAGAUAUCACACAAGGCACAAAUCCCAAUAUAAAAACACACAGACAGUGUGUAUGUGUGUGAGAGAGAAUACUCUAAAUAGUUAGUUAGAGCAAACUUCUCUCUCAGUAGAUAUUGUAUGCUCCGAAACCAAUGGCUAAUACUACUCCAAAUAUUACAAACUCCGUUGGUAUCGGAAUCCCAAUCCGGGCCAAAACCCGACCCGUAUCCACUUCAAUGGCGGUUACUCCGUCAACUUUGUCGAACGCCGUUUGCAUUCCGACGACCGGUUUGCUUGUUAUCAACUCCGGUUCGAAUCGACGGCGAGGAGCCGGUCGAGCUGACUCGGUUAAAAGUUACUUGAAUCGUAGCCGUUCGUUUUCGAUUCGAGCUGCGGCGGAGGCGGAGUCAGUAGAAACUAGUUCUUCAGCUCAGGAUAUCGAGAACUUGGUAAUAAUAGGAUCAGGUCCUGCUGGAUAUACAGCAGCAAUUUAUGCAGCUCGAGCAAACUUGAAGCCUGUAGUGUUUGAGGGGUAUCAAGCAGGUGGUGUACCAGGAGGACAGUUGAUGACAACAACUGAAGUAGAAAACUUUCCUGGAUUUCCAGACGGGAUAACCGGACCCGACUUAAUGGAUAGGAUGAAGCGACAAGCUGAGAGAUGGGGAGCUGAAUUGUAUCAAGAAGAUGUGGAAUUUAUUGAUGUGAAGAACACUCCUUUUACUGUCCAAAGUAGUGAACGUAAGGUAAAGUGCCAUAGCGUUAUUGUGGCUACAGGAGCCAAUGCUAAAAGGUUGGGUUUACCCACUGAAGAAGAAUUUUGGAGCAAAGGAAUUAGUGCCUGUGCAAUUUGUGAUGGAGCAUCACCACUUUUCAAGGGUCAGGUUCUUGCUGUUGUUGGAGGCGGUGAUACAGCUACAGAGGAAGCAAUAUACUUGACAAAAUAUGCACGCCAUGUCCAUUUACUUGUCCGCAAGGACCAACUAAGAGCAUCAAGAGCAAUGCAAGACAGAGUUUUCAACAAUCCAAACAUCACUGUGCAUUUCAACACUGAGACCGUGGAUGUCGUCGGCAACUCAAAAGGCCAGAUGUCAGGAAUUUUGAUCAGAAAGGCUGAUACUCAGGAAGAAUCUGUGCUUGAGGCAAAAGGCUUGUUUUAUGGCAUAGGUCAUUCACCAAAUAGUCAACUGUUGGAAGGCCAAGUCGAUCUUGAUAGCUCAGGCUACAUAUUGGUCAAGGAGGGCACAGCAAGUACAUCUGUGGAAGGUGUAUUUGCAGCUGGAGAUGUGCAGGAUCAUGAAUGGAGGCAAGCCGUCACUGCGGCUGGCUCGGGAUGUGUAGCUGCUCUAUCAGUGGAGAGAUAUCUGACGAGCAAAAAUCUUCUUGUUGAAUUCCACCAGCCCGCUACUGAAGAAGUUAAGAAGGAACUCACGGACAAAGAUGUCCAAGAAGGUUUUGAUAUAACACUCACAAAGCACAAGGGCCAGUAUGCUUUACGGAAAUUGUACCAUGAGAGUCCAAGGCUUAUGUGUGUGUUGUAUACAUCACCAACAUGUGGUCCAUGUAGGACCUUGAAACCGAUUCUUAGCAAGGUCAUAGAUGAAUUUGACAAGCAUGUCCACCUUGUUGAAAUUGAUAUUACUGAAGAUCCAGAGAUUGCUGAGGCAGCUGGUAUUAUGGGUACUCCAUGCGUACAGUUUUUCAAGAAUAAGGAAAUGCUAAGGACGGUAUCUGGUGUCAAGAUGAAGAGAGAGUAUAGAGAGUUUAUUGAAGCAAAUAAGUGAGAAAGCUUUUCUAUUAUUCUUUGUACAACUUCCAAAUUUUUUCCCUUCUUAUUUUUUCUAAUGUAUCCGAUAUCAAUUUUGUUCAGAAAGGAUAAUUGAAUAUCCAGCCAAAUACCUUGUAUUAGCUCAGUAAUACAUAGAAUUCAUACAUCAAAAUGUUCUUUGUGGCAAGUAGCCCUUAAUUUUAAUCCAUUGGAUUGGAGCAA
Capsicum annuum is the source of this 2093-nucleotide messenger RNA. Its product is annotated as thioredoxin reductase NTRC. Gene Ontology annotation, biological process: removal of superoxide radicals. Gene Ontology annotation, cellular component: cytoplasm. NCBI's taxonomy places the organism in Eukaryota, Viridiplantae, Streptophyta, Magnoliopsida, Solanales, Solanaceae. The record is from RefSeq and is a predicted model, not a curated record. The transcript is spliced from 10 exons. Gene Ontology annotation, molecular function: thioredoxin-disulfide reductase (NADPH) activity. Bases 259 to 1887 code for a protein of 542 amino acids.